AAGUUCAAAGUUAUUACUCAUUGUGUAUUUGUACAAUGAUUUCAAGUAUCUAACCUAAGUUUAAGUUUGAUUCCUUGAAUAUAAAAUGAAUUCUGCAAUUACUAACAGAAAAUUGUUGUAUUUUGUUAGUGUAGCUUUAAAUAAAGCACAUUUUAACAAUAUACAUGCUCUGAAGAAUGGAGGAAAGGUGUUUAAUAGCAGAGCAUACUCUCGACAAUCUGUUUAUCUUGUUGAUGAAACCAAAAAUGAUUCUGAUUAUGUGCAGAUUAGAAAUGUGAACAAAUAUACAACCAGAACAGUAACAUGUGGAGAGUUGACAAUGAAAAACUUGGGGCAUAGAGUCACUCUAACUGGAUGGCUGGAAUUUAAUAGAAUGGAUAAAUUCUUGGUGCUUAGAGAUUCCUAUGGGCAAACACAGCUUCUACUUAAAGAUGAUGCUGAAGAAAUAAGGAAAAAACUUAAAGGUUUAAAUUAUGAAACAGUUUUACAAGUAAAAGGUACAGUAAUUGCCAGACCCAAAGAAAUGGUAAAUAAAAACCAAGAAACAGGCGAAAUUGAAGUCAGUAUUGAAGAUUUACACGUUUUAAAUGAAUCUGCUACAUUGCCAUUUAAUAUUAGAGAGCAUCAGAAGGCAAAUGAAGCUUUACAAAUGCAAUAUAGGUAUUUAGCGAUGCGUUUUCCUGAUAUGCAGCGUUGUUUACGCUUCCGCUCUGAAUUUUGCAUCAAUUUACGCGAGUUCUUAGCGAAAAAAUGCGGAUUUGUUGAAGUUGAGACACCAACUUUAUUUAAAGCAACACCAGGGGGCGCUCAAGAGUUUGUAGUGCCCACAAGACACAAAAAUAAGUAUUAUUCUUUAGUACAAAGCCCACAACAGUUUAAACAAAUGUUAAUGUGCGGUGGAAUCGAUCGUUACUUUCAAAUAGCUCGUUGUUACCGCGAUGAGACUUCUCGUCCUGAUCGCCAGCCUGAGUUUACACAAUUAGAUAUAGAAAUGGCGAAUACCACUAUGGAUGGCGUAUUAGAACUUGUAGAAGAUGUUUUGCAGUAUUCCUGGCCUACAAAUUUGUUACCAAUUCCUCGCAAGUUUGAGAGAAUGAGUUAUAAAGACGCCAUGGAAAAUUAUGGAUCAGAUCAACCAGAUGUUCGUUUUGAACAUAAAAUAACAAACAUUACUGAUGUUUUAGAGCCCAGUCUUAAUUUAUAUGGCCAAGGGGAUGCAUUUUAUGCAGGUUGCCUUAUUUUUGACAAUGAGAAGCAUCAAGAUUAAGCUUAGUAAAAUUACAUUGCUAAUUCAGCUAAAGAUUAUCCCAAUACACGAAUGAUGCACUUUAAAUGUGAAAACUUUGAAGAAUUCACUAAACACAUGAGUAAAACUAUCAAAGAUGAUGUUAAUACAAAAUUAUAUGAAAAACUAAACUUGAAAGGGAUUUCAUCAGUAAUUCUUGUUUAUGGUAACAAAAACAUGGCUUUAAAACGACUUGGAAAACUUAGAUGUGUAUGCGCAGAUGAACUAGAUAAGCAAGGAAUUGCUAUUUAUAAACCAGGCAUGCAUUUUUUGUGGAUUGUUGACUUUCCACUAUUUUCCUUAGACGAUAAUGGUGUAUUAACUGCUGAACAUCAUCCAUUUACAUCUCCACACGCGGAUGAUAUGCAUUUAAUAGAUGUGGAUCCAUUAAAGAUUCGUGCGUUGUCGUAUGAUUUGGUACUUAAUGGUAAUGAGGUUGGCGGUGGGUCGAUUCGUAUCCACAACGCUCAAUUACAAGCGAAAAUAUUAAAAAUGUUGAACAUUUCCGGCCUGGAUCACAUUGUGGAGAUGUUAUCUUAUGGCUGUCCUCCACACGGCGGUGUAGCUUUAGGUUUAGACCGACUUUUUGCUCGGAUAUUAAAUACACAGAGUAUACGUGAUGUGAUUGCAUUUCCGAAGACGUUUGAUGGUAAAGAUCCACUGAGUGGUGCUCCGUCGGUUAUUACCGAUGAGUGCAAGAAGAUGUAUCAUUUGUGAUUGAUGAAACAAUGAAAUUUUGUGUA
Dalotia coriaria is the source of this 2028-nucleotide messenger RNA. It is a transcript of the gene AspRS-m, whose product is annotated as aspartyl-tRNA synthetase, mitochondrial. Gene Ontology annotation, cellular component: cytoplasm. Gene Ontology annotation, molecular function: aspartate-tRNA ligase activity; ATP binding; nucleic acid binding. Lineage: Eukaryota; Metazoa; Arthropoda; Insecta; Coleoptera; Staphylinidae. Gene Ontology annotation, biological process: aspartyl-tRNA aminoacylation. The record is from RefSeq and is a predicted model, not a curated record.